Musa acuminata subsp. malaccensis (wild Malaysian banana) is the source of this 2020-nucleotide messenger RNA. RefSeq names its product scarecrow-like protein 8. Gene Ontology annotation, cellular component: nucleus. The record is from RefSeq and is a predicted model, not a curated record. Gene Ontology annotation, molecular function: DNA-binding transcription factor activity; sequence-specific DNA binding. Gene Ontology annotation, biological process: regulation of DNA-templated transcription. Lineage: Eukaryota; Viridiplantae; Streptophyta; Magnoliopsida; Zingiberales; Musaceae.
AGGGGAGUUGGCUGAUACGUGGAUUGUCUACUUUUAGAUCCAUUGUGUUACCGCAGACGAGGAGAAGAGGAAGACUAGUCACCAUGAGGAAAAGCCGUCGCCAACCUCGUUAGGUUUCUUUCUUUCUCCCCAUGGCGUCUGGGAUACCCGGACGCAAGCUCGGCUACGAGGGAAGCGGAGGUGGCGGUGGAGGAGGAAACCUCUUUAAGAGGACGCUGGCGGAUAUGGAAAGGCAGCUGCAGAACGCGCUUUUGCUGCGGUCGGUGAGGCAAAGAACUCAGACCAUGCCUUCAAUCUUCAGUUUUUCUUAUGGAGUCGGAGGUCUCGUUUGCAACUCGUUCACCGCCGCUGAGCCGCAGAGACUGGUUUCUUCCUUGCCGUCCGCCAGUUCCUCGGAGUUUGGGUUGCCACGGAAACCCGAGUUGCUCCUCGUCUCGUCGGUUCCGGAGGAUAGGUCUCCCGUCUCGGUUAGUGACCAACUCCGGGAGCUGGAGCGGCAGCUCCUGUUGGACGACGAGGACGAGGCCGAGGCCAGCGUGUCGUGCGGCUCCGCCGCCACCCACGCCGAGGCGAUCCAGCGGCUGAUUUCGCCGCCGCCGCUGCUCGCGUCGCCAACUAACUCCUCUUCUUCCACCAUCUCCUUCGCCUCCUGCUCUCCACCCUCGUCCAUGCCCUCCCCACCUCUUCCUCCUUCCUCGAGGCAGAUGCUUCUUGAUACCGCCACCGCCCUCGGCGAAGGGAAUUUGGACGCGGCGACAGCAAAUCUGACCCUGCUAAAGCGCGCGGCUGAUACGCGAGGUGAUGCCGAACAUCGCCUCAUGGCGGUGAUGGUCACCGCGCUUCUAUCUCGCCUCAAUCAUCCGCAGGUGGGAAUCUCCCACCCGAUCGCGGACCUCCGCAGCCCGGAGCACUUCGCUGCCACCCAGAUGCUCUAUAGUCUAUCUCCCUGCUUCAAGCUCGGAUUCGUCACUGCCAAUUCUGCGAUCUUGGAUGCCACGAAGGACGAACCUAAGAUUCACAUCCUCGACUUUGAAGUCGGGCAGGGUGGCCAAUACGCCGCUCUCAUCCAGACCGUCGCCGAGCGCCUACGACUCCGCCCCGCCAAAUCCCCACCUGCCAUCAGGAUCACCGCCAUCAUCGACCCCUCCUCCCCGUUCACCAAUAUCAACGCCGGAAACUUGAGGGCUGUUGGCGACCGGAUCAAGAAGCUAGCGGAAAGGUUCCGCGUGGUGCUCCAUUUCAACAUCGUCUCUCUGCGAGUGGCAGAGUUGGGCGCGGCUUCGCUCGGGUGCGAGACCGGGGAGGAGACCCUAGUCGUGAACCUUCCGUUCGUCCUCUCGAGGGUUCCCGACGAGAGCGUCUCCCCGGAGAACCCCCGCGACGAGCUUCUCCGGCGCGUGUGCGCCCUCCGGCCGCGGCUGGUGGCGAUUGCGGAGCAGGAGAUCAACACCAGCACCGCGCCGUUUCCCGCUCGGCUCGCCGAGGCGUGCAGGCACUACGGGGCGCUGCUGGAGUCGCUGGAGGCGGCGGCGCAGGACAGCUCGGGCCCAGAGCGGGGGCGGGUGGAGGCCGGGUUGGCGCGGCGGGCGGUGAACGCGGUGGCGGGGGAGGGGGCGGAACGGGUGGAGCGGUGCGAGGUGUUGGGCAAGUGGCGGGCGCGGAUGAGCAUGGCCGGGUUCGAGCCGGUACCUCUGGGGCCGACCGUGGUGGAGUCCAUCAAGGCCCGGCUCGCCUCAUCCUGGCCCAACCCGGGGUUCACCGUGAAGGAGGAUGCCGGCAGCCUCGCGCUCGGGUUCGCUUGGAUGAAUCGGGUGCUCACUGUCGCGUCGGCGUGGCGUUAGGCGGAGUUUUCAUCAAUUAUUAUAAAUAUAAAUAGAUAAAUAUUAUUAUCGCCAUCAUUAUUAAUUAUUAAUUGUUGGAGACGUGGCCCACUUUUUUUUUUUUUUUUACCAGUUGUGAUUUGGUUAUUGGUGUUUAUUAUGAUCAACUUUAUAGGGAAAGGGACGACAGGCGCUAUAUA